Messenger RNA from Oncorhynchus kisutch (coho salmon), 11588 nucleotides. RefSeq names its product protein FAM118B. The transcript has 8 exons. Bases 290 to 1423 code for a protein of 377 amino acids. The record is from RefSeq and is a predicted model, not a curated record. Lineage: Eukaryota; Metazoa; Chordata; Actinopteri; Salmoniformes; Salmonidae.
CAACCCUUGUCCAACUCAUCACGACACACACAGACCUCCAGCAGCAUGUGAGUCGACAGGUUGUGCACACAGAGGAAGAAAUGUUUAUUGCUAAAUAGAUUCGCUAAUAAUAAUAUCUAGCAGGCAAAGGCACUCAGACUACGCCAUGUCAAGUACAACAAUUGCAAAUACCGGCUUUUAAAGCAGGAUAUGUCGGUAGACUGAUAUUUAACUCGCAGUUGCAUGCCAGCUAACUUAACGUUAACUCGACCAAAAAAAAGCAACUUGUUGGGAGUUAUCAGGGAGCUGAAUGGCCUCUGUGGUGGCCUCUGUUGUGACUGUGAAAACCGAGAAGCGACCAGCUCAUGCUGAUACUCAGGAUGUUGACUCCAACGCCAAAAAACCCAGGAUUUGGGAACCAUCAAUGGAACCAUCACUCAAUCUCUGCCUGCCCCAAAGGAAACUGCUGCCCAGCCUGAAGACCAAGCGGGCGCCCGAGCUGGUCCUAGUUAUUGGUACAGGGGUGAGUUCAGCUGUGGCCCCUCAGGUCCCCGCGUUGCGCUCCUGGAAGGGUUUGAUCCAGGCCUUGUUGGAUGCGGCCAACGACUUUGACCUCCUCGAGGAAGAGGAGAGUAGGCGUUUUCAGAAGAGCCUGCAGGAGGACAAGAACCUAGUCCACGUGGCUCAUGACCUCAUCCAGAAGCUCUCUCCGAGAACAGGCAAUGUGCGGUCUACCUUCUUCAAGGACUGCCUGUACGAGGUGUUUGACGAUCUGGAGUGUAAGAUGGAGAACGCAGGGAAGCACCUUCUCCGCUCCGUACUGCAGUUGAUGGAGAGUGGAGCGCUGGUUCUCACCACCAACUUUGACAACCUGCUGGAGAUCUACGCAGCCCACCAGGGAUCGAAGCUGGAGUCUCUGGACCUAACCGACGAGAAGAAGGUCCUGGAGUGGGCUCAGGGGAAGAGAAGUCUGAGUGUUUUGCACAUUCACGGUGUUUACACGAAUCCCAGCGGUAUUGUACUGCACCCUGCUGGCUACCAGAAUGUACUGAGGAACACGGAGGUCAUGAGGGAGAUCCAGAAACUGUAUGAGACCAAGUCGUUUGUGUUCCUGGGCUGCGGGCGCACGGUGGACGACACCACCUUCCAGGCUCUGUUCCUGGAGGCGGUCAAACACAAGUCGGACCUGGAGCACUUCAUGCUGGUGCGGCGUGAGGACGUGGGAGAGUUCAAGAAGCUGCGGGACAACAUGCUAGACAAGGGCAUCAAGGUCAUCUCUUACGGCAAUGAGUAUUCCGACCUGCCUGAGUACUUUGAACGGCUGGCCAACGAGAUCUGCAACCGCGACGCUGUCACUAACGGCUGGGGAUCUCCCUCCCAAGAAGAACAGGAAAGCCAGAAUGGCUUUCAUUCACAGAAAAGCCUCCAAGACUAUCCUUCUUGACAGGCACAAAACAGACAGGAGUAUCAGUCAUUUUCAUCCACAGUUCCUUCAGUCUACUUCUACUCAGGUUUCAUUGGAUCUACUACUACUCCGCCAGGCAAAUAUGGGCCAGAAGAGACCCAUGUUACUAUUCUAGUCACCCGCUUAUUGUUUUUAUUUGAAUCUUUACCGGUUGUCAUGACAAAGGGAAAGACCCAGCAGGAAAGUAAACUGUUAAAGCAGCUGGCAACCCAAUUAGUGUUUCCCUACACCUUAACAUCUGGAAUAAGAUGUUGGAAAGGGCAAUGGAAGACUGAUGUAGGGAUGACAUAAGGACAGGUCCCUGACUUGGAUUCUAGCUCAACAUAAUUUGUAAAUGAAUCCUGUCCUGAAUGAAUGGCUGGAGAGUCCUGAGGACCUAGCUAUGCUAAAGACUCCCUGAAUUUGAAGAGAAGCAGGCGUGGCAAAAAUGUAGCACAACAUAUCCACAUCAGAGGAGGCUGGUGGAAUGCGCGCUAUAGGAGGAUGGCUCAUUGUAAUGGCUUGAAUGGAACUGGGUCAAACGUUUGUUUCACAUGAUUGAUACCGUUCCAUUUAUUCCAGACAUUAAUGAGCCUGUCCUCCUAUAGCUCUUCCCAUCCUCCCCUGUUUAGGAUCAACUAUGCGGUCCUCUUAUGAAACUGUCAAGUCUCACAGCAUCAAUAGGUGUUAACUAUGUAGUGUCUGAAAAUAAUGCUUGCCAUGCUAACUUGAAAGCAGCUAGUUCAAUCUGUGAAGCAUGGUAACAUGUUGAAAGGUUUUUGAGAAUCUUGUCUGCAGGUUCAGCAGUGACUUAGAUGAGGCAUCUUUAGAGUAACAAUCACUUGGCCACUCAUGUGCUGAAAAAAAAUAGUAUACUGUCCUUUAUAAGGCUUUUGGAUUUUUAAUACCGCAUGUUUUGUGAAAUCUGUAGGUAUUUGUGCUAUUUAAAAAAAUUAAUAAAACCUUUUGGUAUCAUACAGUGCAUUCGGGAAGUAUUCAGACCCCUGACUCUUUCCACAUUUUGUUACAGCCUUAUUCUACAAUGGAUUAAAUAUUAUUUCUACACACAAUACCCAAUGACAAAGCAAAAACAGGUUGACAAUUUUGCAAAAGUAAAAAUACUCUUAUAGGUAUUCAAACCCUUUACUCAGUGCUUUGUUUAAGAACCUUUGGCAGCAAUUACAGCCUUCUUGGGUAUGACACUACCAACUUGGCACAUCUGUAUUUGGGGAGUUUCUCCCAUUCUUCUCUGCAGAUCCUCAAGCUCUGUCAGGUUGGAUGGGGAGUGUCGCUGCACAGCUAUUUUCUGGUCUCCAGAGAUGUUCGAUCGGGUUUGGGCUCUGGCUGGGCCACUCAGACUUGUUCCGAAGUUACUCCAACGUUGUCUUGGUGUCAUUGGCCUGUUGGAAGGUGAACCUUCGCCCCUAGUCUGAGGUCCUGAGCACUCUGGAGCAGGUUUUCAUCAAGGAUCUCUACUUUCCUCUGUUCAUCUUUCCCUCGAUUCUGACUAGUCUCCCAGUUCCUGCCACUGAAAAAUAUCCCCACAGCAUGAUGCUGCCACCACACUUCACCAUAGGGAUGGUGCCAGGUUUCCCCCAGACGUGAUGCUUGGCGUUCAGGCCAAAGAGUUCAAUCUUGGUUUCAUCAGACCAGAAAAUCUUGUUUCUCAUGGUCAGUCCUUUAGGUGCCUUUUGGCAAACUCGAAGCAGGCUGUCAUGUGCCUUUUACUGAAGAGUGGCUUCUGCCUGGCCACUACCAUUGGUGGAGUACUUCUGGAAGGUUCUCCCAUCUCCACAGAGCAACUCUGCAGCUCUGUCAGAGUGACCAUUAAGUUCUUGGUCACCUCCCUGACCAAGACCAAGGCCCUUCCGAUUGCUCACUUUGGCUGGGCGGCCUGCUCUAGGAAGAGUCUUGGGUGGUUCCAAACUUCUUUCAUUUAAGAAUGGAGACUUGUUUUCUUGGGGACCUUCAAUGCUGCAAUCCUGUCUGAGCUCUAUGGACAAUUCCUUCGACCUCAUUGAUUGGUAUUUGCUCUGACAUACUGUCAACUAGGACCUUAUAGACAGGUGUGCCUUUCCAAAUCAUGUCCCAUAAAUUGAGUUUACCACAGGUGGGCUUCAAGUUGUAGAAACAGCUCAAAGAUCAGGAUGCAUCAAUUGAGUCUCAUAGUAAAGGGUAUGAAUAGUUAUUCACAAGGGUCUGUUCAUCUUUUAAAUUAGAACAUUUCUAAAAACCUGUUUUUGCUUUGUUUUGGGUUGGAGAUUGAGGGAAUUAAAUCAAUUUUAGAAUAGGGGUGGAAAAGUCUGAAUACUUCCCGAAUGCACUGUACACCAGUUGCCACUCGACUCUUCCUGUUGCAAUACUUUUCCAUGUUGCCAAGAGAUGACAUUUUGCCUUUGUUAUCCAGACCACACUAUCAGCAUUUAUGUUCCAAGGUUGGAAUUGGAAAACGUAUAAACAUAAGCUAUAGGGUACAUAACAAAACCAUAAGUUGUUAGGCUGUUCAUAGCAGCUUUAUUUAGAAAUGUUUACAUUCUCAAAUUGACAUAUGGGACUGAGAAUGUAAGACUUGUCAUUUUGACCCUUUUAUUUUGUAGAAAGCUGUUGUCCAGAGACCUUUGACAUCUCUGGACUUUUAACCCCAAAUGUAAUAACCCAUGUCUCUUCACCUCCACCAAAUUGAACUCUCCAAUUCGGAGGAAGAAGGGGGCAUAGGGGUCCAUCAUGGAGAGCGAGAGAAACAAGAGUUACUUAGUGUUGUGCAGGCUUAUUGAUGUUUUCAGCAGACAGACCAUCACCUCUGCAGUGGUGAUGCUUCAGGGAGACGGAAUAGGCACUAUGGUCACUAAGCUUUACUCAGGGACAGGGUGGCUGCUGAAACGUGUCACCUCCAGCAAGCAUUCAUACCUGCCAUUUUCUCAUUGAAGUGAAGGGGAAAAAGACAAUGCCAGGAAGUGAAUUUGACAUUUGAUCAGAUGGAAAUGUCUCUUGUUGAACUUCACCGCAUCAUUUUAAAGCUAAACAAAAUUGAGGUACUUUAAACUGUUGGUCCAAAUUCAAGAGAUCUUAGUGCAAUAUUGCUUAAAAAGUCAACAACCGCCCCGUUCCCAGACGGAGCUGGGAGGAAGCCUGUGAGUUUUGUGUUUGGUGCCAUGUGGAGGAUCAUAGUUAGGAUGUGAACUGCAGGACCAGACAUCUCAAAGUGCAGUGUUUGUGGUUGGCUUUGUCACGAUGGUGGUGAACAUAUGCAGGCAGCAGCCACUCAGGCCUUCAUAAGGGCGCCCACCACAGCACGGGCAUUGAGGCUCCGCAGGUCAUUGUAGGUCUGCCCCGUGCCGACAAACACAAUGGGCUGCCCUGUGAUGUAGGUCAUUGAGAUAGCAGCGCCAACCUGAAGGGAGGAGUGACGUCAGCUUUGCAACCACAAACCACGCAGACUUCUGUUCUUACCGAUUAGGAUGUCAAACAGCAUUUAAAAGCUUUGACUUCCAUCAAACCCCGUAAGCUGGGGGGGGGGGGGGGGGGUUCUAAGCUAUAUGGAAUGGUCAGACCAAGGAUGAGUUUGAAUCUUUGAAGAAUAGCAAUAUAUACAGUACCAGUCAAGUUUACACCUCAUUCUAGGGUUUAUUUUUACUAUUUUCUACAUUGUAUGAACACAUGUUUUAAAUCAAAGUAUUCACCUUUUGCCUUGGCAUUCUCUCAACCAGCUUCAUGAGGUAGUGCACCUGGAAUGCAUUUCAAUUAACAGGUGUGCCUUAAGGUAAUUUGUAAAAUUUCUUUCCUUAAUGUGUUGACAUUGUAGGGGUGGUAUACAGAAUAUAGCCCUAUUUGGUAAAAGACCAAGUCCAUAUUACAGCAAGAACAACGACAGUCCAUCAGGAAAAUUACAAAAACCAUUAAGCGCUAUGAUGAAACUGGUUCUCAUGAGGACCGCCACAGGAAAGGAAGAACCGGAGUUACCUCUGCAGCAGGACAAGUUCAUUACAGUUACCUGCACUUCAGAUUGCAGUCCAAAUAACUGCUUCAAAUAGUUCAAGUUAGACACAUCAACUGCUCAGAGAUUCUUCAUGGUAAAUUGCUGCAAAGAAACCACUACUAAAAAGGACACCAAUAACAAAGAAGAUACUUGCUGGGCCAAGAAACACGAGCAAUGGACAUUAGACAGGUGGAAAUCUGUCCUUUGGUCUGACGAGUCCAAAUGUUUGGUUCCAACCUCUAUCUUUGUGAGACGCAGAGUAUGUGAAUGGAUGCACUCCGCAUGUGUGGUUCAUACUGUGAAACACGGAGGUGGUGGUUUGCUGGUUACACUGUCGGAUUUAUUUAGAAUUCAAGGCGCAUGGCUACCACAGCAUUCUGCAGCACUCACAGUUACGCCAUCCUAUCAUUUGUUUUUCAACGGGAAAAUGAUCCAAAACACACCCCCAGGCUGGGUAAGGGCUAUUUGACCAAGAAGGAGAGUGAUGAGGACCUGGCCUCCACAAACACCUGACCACAACACAAUUGAGAUGGUUUGGGAUGAGUUGGACCGCAUAGACAAUGAAAAGCAGCCAACAAGUUCUCAGCAUAUGUGGGAACUCCUUCAAGACUGUUGGAAAAGCAUUCCAGGUGACUACAUCAUGAAGCUGGUUGAGUGUGGAAAGCACUCAUUAAGUCAAUGGGUGGCUACUUUGAAGAAACUCAAUAUAUUUUGAUUAGUUUAACACUUUUGGUUACUACAUGAUUCCAUGUGUUAUUUUAUAUAGUGUUGAUGUCUUCACUAUUAUUCUAAUGUAGUACAAAUAAAGUAAAACCGUUAAAUGAGUAGGUGUCCAAACUGCCUGGUACUGUAUAUAUUUGUCCUUACUGCUAUUAGCCCAUACAAAUUGAUUAAAUAACAGACUCACUACAUGGAACAGAUGGUCCCAACAAAAUAUAAAAGCGAAGUUUGUUCUGAAGUGUCUGUCCUAUAUCUGAGAGAUAAGAAAGAUCAAGAAACUUGUUUUAUUUUUACAUGUAUUUAAUGGCAUACAAACCUUGUCAUCAAUGGUGUCAAACUUGGUGAGAACGAUCCCAUCAAUCAGACAUGGAGUGAUCAGCCAGCGCCUGGUUAAAUUUCACCUGAAAGUAAAGUAUCGCACUCGUUAUACAGUGUGGAGUGCAACAUGAGACAGCUAUGCAAAUCAACAAACCGUUACAGUAAGCAGCAGGUAGCCUAGCGGUUAAGCAGAGUGGGUGAGUAACGGAAAGGUUGCUGGUUCGAUUCCCCGAGCGACUAGGUGAUAAAUGUGUUGAUGUGCCCUUGAGCAAGGCACCUGAACCCUAAUUGCUUUUGUAAAGCUCUCUAUAAGAGUGUCUGCCAAAUGACUUAAAUGUAAAAUGUGCCCUCUACAUGACAAUAUUGAAAAAUAUAAUCCAGUAGCAUAGCCCAUUUCAACUUUCUAGGGUUGUAAGUAAAGCUCACAUUUUUAUGCCAUUUUAAUCCUUGGAUGGGCCGCCUAAGUGUUUUUUUCAGAUCACCUAAAUCCAAACACUAAAAAAUGUAAGUAUUUGGGAUGGAGAAACUCUUUCGGUGUAAACUUAAAACGACAAAAAAACUAAGUAUGUAGAAAAGACUUUCCCCAUACAUGUUUUUAUAAUAUAAUCUUCGACAAGUAACAAUAACCCAAAUAAACGCUAGACAGUCAAGGUGAAUUGAAAAUUUAGCAGAAUUUAGCACUAUUCAUCUGGCUAUUGUAUUAGCAAAACACAGCAUUAGCUAUGGCAAAUUACAUAGCAUUGUAGGAAACUAGCUUUAGAAGUGAAAAGUUCUCAGCUCCAUGGCAGAAUGUAGAAUUACAAUAAAAUUAGUUUAACUGCAAAAAAAAACUAAAAAAUGAAAUCUCUUCGCUCCAAUAUUCAACAAUUUUAGGAAAUUGGCUUAGAAAUUCUCAAAUGUUUUUACACCAAGACGGGGUCCUUUUUUUGAUCCAGAAGAAAUCUAAAGAUAUAGCAUAAUCCAAAAUAAACUUGAGUAUUCGAAACGGAUGUGAAUGUAUUUGGUAGUCCGUUUUUUAUCUUCUAGGGAUCUGAGUGUCACAGGCUGAUGAAACAGUAAGGUGUUAUAUGUUCUAAAAGGACUCUUACUAGCUGGUCGACAGCCUCGUUGUCCACUAGAGCCUCCCCCACAAACAGCACCAGGUCAGGCAUGUUGACAGCUAUCAGCUUGGCCAGGGCCGUCAUCAGCGGGGUGUUGUCCUGCAUCCGUCCAGCAGUGUCCACCAGCACCACAUCAAAGUCCUGGUUACGGGCUGGACAGAGACGGGGAGACAAAGGAGGAUUUCUUCACUUGGUUGAAUGGAUGUCUGGCUUGGUCCGUAUACUCAGUUUAUAUGUGAUACAUUAAGAAGCAUUUGUGAACCCCUCCUGCAUUACACCAUACAUUUAAUUGAGAUCAGAGCUAUUGCAUGCUAUGGGGCGAAAAUGAUCUAAUAUAUGAAUGGCAAGCUGGGGCAUGGUAUGGUUACCAUAGGCGAUAGCCUCCAUGGCGAUGCCAGCGGCAUCCUUCCCGUAGCCUUUCUCAUAAAGCUGCACUACGGGGCGUCCCCUGUCGUCCUGAGGGGGGUGCAUGGAGUUAAGGCGGCGCUGGUGGGUACGCAGCUGCUCCACGGCCCCCGCACGGAAUGUGUCACAGGCUGCUAUCAGCACGGUGAAACCGUUCUCGAUUAGCCAGAAAGAGAUCUGCACACAGAGGAUGGAGGGUUUCAGUAAAUAAAACAAUAUUUUCCCUGCUGGUUUUUCUGUGGUCUGAAUGGGGGCUUACUCGGUUAUCUAGGUCAUAGUACAGCCAGGAAAGUCCCAACCAGGACCUGGUUUGGUUAAAUGGAUGCAACCCAGGUUUAAAAUCCCCAGCCAUACCAAUGUUUUCAAUAUGAUGGAUUAACAGGAAAAAAAACAUUGACACACUGGUGGAUCUAACCUUGGCCAGGUUGGUGGACUUGCCAACCCCGUUGACCCCACAGAAGGUGAUGAUGAAGGGCCUGCGCUGGCUCCGAGCCUCCAAGACGUCUCUCAGGAUGUCCACACGCCGCUUUGGUUGCAGGAUCUGGACCAGGGAGUCCUGCAGGGCCCCCUUUACUGUUGAUGCUACAGCUAAAGAGAGAGGGGAGGGCUUUAUCAGAGCAAGAGGUAUACUCUGAACUGUUGUGCAGCAUCUUCGCAUCUCUUUGGGGGAGAGAAGUCUAUCUAGUUCACUUCAAUCUCUCCACAGGUAAACUCAUUCAAAUGUGGACUUAUUCUAUUCUGACUGGCUGGCUGGGUGGAAGACAGUUGUACUCACUAGUGAAGGUACCCAUGACUUUGCCCUCCAGUUUCUUGGCUACAGAGUCACAGAGUUGGGAGGCAAUUUCAGCUGCUACAUUCUUAGCUGCAAAAACAAUUGAUGACAGAAAAUUCAAUGAAUAUAAUUCAACUGUGAAGCUUUUCCCUCAGGUGAACUAGGACAUGAACAAAUCAAGGUUGGCUAGUUAUGUACACUCCCUUAUGUAUUUAUUUGGACAGUGAAGAUAAAACAUUUGUCUCCAUACUCCAGCAUUUUGGAUUAAAUGUUUCAUAUGAGGCGACAGUACAGAAUGUCACCUUUUAUUUGGGGGUAUUUUCAUACAUGUUUAAGCAUAUAGAAUUGAAAGCACUUUAUGCAUCUACUCCCCCAUUUGAAGUACAUGUGGAUGCUACCAUGAUUAUAGAUAAUCAUGAAUUAAUCACUAAUAAUGAGUGAGAAAGUUAGAGGCACAAAGAUCAUACCCCCAAGGCAUGCGGACCUCUCACCAUUACCAAUAACAAGGGAGGUUAGGAGGGUCUGAUAUUUAUCCCUCUAACUUUCUCACUCCUUAUUCACAAUUCAGUAUUAUCCGUAAUCAUGGUAGCAUCCACAUUAAUGUGGAUGGUGGGUACGCAGCUGCUCCACGGCCUCCGCACGGAAUGUGUCACAGGCUGCUAUGUUCAAGAACAUUAUUAUUUUCACCAUAAGUGAACAUUAUUUACUAUUCUUUUCUAUUGUCCACAACAUAAUCUGUAACACAACAAACUUUAAAUGCAGCUAACAAGUUUGUAACUAGAUGUCAUUGCAUGCUAGGAAUAUGGGACCAAUACUAAACUUGACUACCCCACAAGUGAAUUAUUUCAAAUACGUACGACACCUUCAAAUGGAGGGACUAGAUACAUAGUGCUUUAAUUUCUAAACAUUAAAACAUAUGUACGAAAAUACACAACAAAAAAAUACAUUCUGUACAGUCACCUGAUAUGAAACAUUUGACCUGAAAUCCAAAAAUAAUGGAGUAUAGAGCCAAAUGUAAAGUUUUAGCUUCACAGUCUAAAUAAAUACAUAGGGGAGUGCAUGUGUUAAACUGAUACUGUAGUGGGGAACAGAGGAGUCCAUACCGAUGAGGUGGUCCCUCAUCUUCUCCAGAACUGGCUCCAUGUCCUCCUGGCUCAGACUCUUGGAACCCACCAGGCCCUUGAGCAUCCCAAACAUCCCCACAUAAGCACCCCUUUUGGGGCAAAAAAAAAAUCAAAUGGAUACUUAAGUCGUCAGGUGCAACAGGGCACAACGUCCCAUUCAAAGCUUCCAUUCCUUAGCCAUGCUUCUUAUUAUCUGACACAUUUAAUAAUCUAAGGGUCUCACAUUUGUUUGCUUGUGUCAGCAACUACCACCUUCUCCACCGCAUCUUCCUCGCUGGACUCGUAAUCCACAGCGAGCAGGUCACCCUUCAUCGAGCUCAGCUGCAUCCCCUGGACAACAAGACAAGACUUUAUUAAGAUGUGCAAUUCCUAUAAACUAAGCACUUCUACACCACAUGGGCCUUAUUUAUUAAGGUACCAACAGAGCAUCCCUGAAGGAUAAUAGCUCUAGUCUGGUUAAACCAGUGACCACUGCACUCACAAUUAUUUCACUUUUCAAAUAAUGUGAGCACAGAUAUUCACUCUGGUACAACCAGGCAAUAUUAGCUCUGCUGCUCUCAAACCCAACAGGCACAUACCGGGUCAGCUUGAGCAUCCAGGACAUGGACCCCAGUAGCAUGGUCUCCGUUGCCAUUGCACUGGCUGUAGUCCAGUUCCUUGGUGCUGCUGCCACCCAAGGUCCACACCCGCUUCUCUUUCCCCUUGGUUUUCUCCUUCACAGGUUUGGGGGACUUACUGGAAGGCAAGAGACAACAUGACUUUCUGUACUGAAACAACUGUCAGUAACAUUCCAAAUUAUAACUUUAACCACAUUGUGUUCCAUUCCUCCCCCCACUCACCUGGGCUUCUCUGCAGGUGCCCACAUGCGCUUGCGUAUAAACUCCUCUCUCUUCUUCUGAAUGAUCUCCUCCUGGGUCAAGCCCUGGUUACCAUUCUCCACUGUCUUCUGACUGGCUGGAGCCUUAGCUUGUUCCCCUUUCACAGGCUCAGCAGCAGGAGCUGGGGGGAAGAUUUCAGAAACUAACCCCUGCCAUACAAAACAUUAUCAAUGUCCCCAUGAAAUUAAAACAUGAAGAGAAAAAAUGUGGGACUGGUUUCAAACCGAAAUUGUGUAAGGAAGAACCAUGACAAAGUGCUUGUAUUCCAACAAAACCUCCAUAAUAAUCACAUCAAACCCUUACCCUCUUUUUUGGCAUUCUUAUUCUUCUUGCCACCCUGUUCCUUGCCCUUAUCCCCUCCCUUCGUCUCGAUCAUGGACUUCACAGUUUUCUGGGAUUUCAGGGAAGCAUUGAAGCUCCUCAUGGAGGUAGGACCUCGAGCUUUGCUGCUCUCCUCCGCCUCACUAGAGCACAACAGGACAGUAACAGAAUCAAAGCACGAAGCAUUUGACUUGAAGUAUUGUGAAAUUAUAUUUUAUAUAAGUAGCCUACAGGUCCUUGUAGACCUGUGGGAUGACAACUCAACAGCUGGUUGUGUGUGAGAUUCAGCAUAGCAAAUUAGUAUGAAAGUAUAAUAUGAAUCUCUUUAUGCACCAUUAGUUCAGCUCUGUAUGCAGUAUCAGCCCUAAGAUGUGAAACUGCUUACCAAAGAAGCAUUUUGAAGUCAUCCUCAAAUGCAAAACAGCUGCUCAACAGUGUACGGGCCCCCCUUUUGCUCCAGCUCAUUCUUAUAGCGAUCCCUGAAGUGGAGCUGUACGUCAUCUAUGAACUUGUCAACAUACGUCAGCGUCAGGAUUUUUUGAAAACCCACC